Molecule: messenger RNA, 2245 nt
Organism: Adelges cooleyi (spruce gall adelgid)
Lineage: Eukaryota; Metazoa; Arthropoda; Insecta; Hemiptera; Adelgidae
Gene: l(2)37Cd
Product: general transcription factor 3C polypeptide 5
Exons: 2
Coding region: 371-1903 (510 amino acids)
Biological process (GO): transcription initiation at RNA polymerase III promoter
Cellular component (GO): transcription factor TFIIIC complex
Source: RefSeq, a predicted model, not a curated record
CUUACAAAUAUAAAAUUAUGAUAGUAUUUUCUAAUUUCCAGAUUCCAAUUUAUUUCAAUAUAUGUUACCAAUUUCAGGACCAUUCUUGUUUGGAGAUUUUACUCUUAAAGUCGAAAGUUUAUUUUUAGUCGUUUAUUAUUCAACAAUGUAUUACUAGAUACCUAUUGAGAUAAGAAAUAUUAUUUUUGUUUUAAUUAAGUAUUCGUAAAUUAAUCAAAAACCACAAGUACAAAAAAUACACGAAAACAAAUCUUAUAAAAAGAUAAGUAAAGGAAGAAAGUGACAUAUGGAAGUCAGUGAAGCAUAUUGACAUUAAAACAACUUUGUCACUAAAGUAUAUUAUAUCCAUACAUUUUUAAAUGUUUUACUAAUGAUGGAGUCAACAGAAGAAGUUGGAGUUGUUAAACCACCGAAACUAAAGUUACUGAAUUGUGUAAUUUAUCCUGGUGUUGUUAACAAUGUGGAUCAUGCUAUUAAAAACCUUGGUGGUAUUGAUGAAAUUGCACAUGCAUUUGAACGUCAAGAUGCCACAUUGUCCGUUAGUUUGGUAAAAUCAGAAUUUGGACCAACAUUAAGUGGUCAUAAAAACUUUGGCAGAUCAUUAUUAGUAUCUGUGAAAACUAAAUUUAAAGUGAAUAAAAAAACCGGAAUAAAAAGUUCAAUGGAAAUUCAAUCUAUUGAAGUUGUAGGUGUUGUGCAAAAGACUUAUACAUUUACUAAUAUGAUAGAUUUUGCUUAUUUUCCAUCUCAACCUAAUUGUUCAGAAUUAUGGCAUUCUAAAAACUUGAUAGAUAUGCAAUGGGCGUUAAAAAAAAAUGUUCCAUUAGUUUUGUUACCAAACAAGCUUGGUAAUCAUAAUGAACCACAGUCUGACUUUUAUGAUCUAGUAAAUCUUAAAAAACUUGACAUGUUAUCAAAAAAACACCGAUUACGACCAUAUGUUCGUAAUUUUACUAAGAAUAAUCGUUUUGAUGAUAAUGAUUUACCACCUAUACCUUUUGACUUAUUGAAGUAUUGUUUAACUGUCAAAAUGUUUUCACCGGAUGAAAAAAGAUUAAUUGAUAAACUAUUUGAAAAAAGACCUAUUUGGGUAAAACCUGCACUCUUUCAUUUUGCUAAAGUUAUAAACAAAGAAAAAAUGAAAUAUUUACUGCCAACUACAGGAUACUUCACAACAACAGGACCUUUUCGCCGCAUGUGGGUCAGACAUGGAUACAAUUAUCAUAAUGAUCCGUCUAACUACAUAUAUCAAUUAAUUGAGAUACGAAAUAACUGGCUUGAUGACCAUCACCCAGCUAAUCCAAAAAAAGCCAAAUUCCAAAUCCAAGAUUACGAUCCAAAUGCUGCUGAAAAACAGUUUUAUUUCUCACCAAAUUCAAUUCCAUUAUCAAUUGUAGCCAAUUAUCAGUUAUGUGAUAUUCAUUUGCCUGAAGUUCAAGAAAUGUUGAAAAAUGCAUCUCUGUCGUCUUCUUGUAGUAAAACGGCAGGAUGGCUCAGUAAAGAGUUUAUUGAUAAAAUUAGAGUAGUUAUGUAUAAAUAUUUAGAAAGUGCAUGGCAAAAGUAUUUAAUGGGAGAAUUAUCUUUAAAUGACACUGAACAGAUUAAAUUGUAUAAGGAUUAUAUGGAAGAAGACAAUUUAGAUUAUACUAGACAGAGAAUAACAAAAAUAUUAGAAGGGCAUGAGGAAAGCAAUCAAGACAGUGAAGAAAAUGAUGAAAUUAAUUUUGAAAAUGAAGGUCCUAAUGAUGAGUAUGAUAAAUGGGCUGCACUGGAUCGUGACGAGUUAGCUAAAAUAGUUUUUUCAGAUUCUCGCGUCAAAACAGAAGCGAUCAACUCCAAUCCUGGUAGUGAUAAUGAAUACGAUGUUGAUUUUAAAAUUAAUAACUUGAGUGUUACUAGUUAAAGAAAAAUUAAAUGCUAUUUUUCAAAAUAAUGUAAUUUUUCGUUUAUAUUUUUAUACUAAUAGAAUGUUACAUACACUUAUAACAUAUAUAUUUAUUAAUAAUUCAACAAAUUAAGUGCUGAUGCAAAAUUGCAACAUAUUUAGAAUUUAUAUGUGUAUCACGACUGGGAUGUGUAUAAUUAUUAGAACAUUAAGACAGGGCUGGCAUUUUGAAAUAACACAAUUUGCUGCAUAAUGUAGAAAAUUAUUAGUAUUACAUUAAUUUUGUUGUAAUUUUAUCUUUAUUAUAUUAUUUAAAAAAUUAAAAAUAAAUAUCAUAUUUAAAACUUUGUAACAUAGCUA